AUGUCUGACAAUGGAGAACUGGAAGACAAGCCACCAGCUCCUCCUGUCCGGAUGAGCAGUACUAUCUUCAGUUCAGGGGGCAAAGACCAGUUGUCAGCCAACCACAGCUUGAAACCCUUGCCCUCUGUACCAGAAGAGAGAAAACCUAGGAAUAAAAUAAUCUCCAUAUUCUCUAGCACUGAAAAAGGAAGCAAGAAGAAGGAAAAGGAAAGGCCAGAGAUCUCCCCACCAUCAGAUUUUGAGCAUACCAUCCAUGUUGGCUUCGAUGCUGUUACUGGAGAGUUCACUGGAAUGCCAGAGCAAUGGGCUCGCUUGCUUCAGACCUCAAAUAUCACAAAGCUAGAACAGAAGAAAAACCCCCAGGCGGUACUAGAUGUGCUGAAAUUCUAUGACUCCAAAGAUACAGCAAAACAGAAGUAUCUGAGUUUUUCUGCCCCAGAAAAAGAUGGUUUCCCUUCAGGAACACCGACGACCAAUACCAAAGGUUCAGAACCAUCAACAGCUGUGGCAGAUGAUGAUGAGGAUGAUGAAGAAGUUCCUCCUCCUGUUAUUGCUCCACGGCCAGAUCACACAAAAUCGAUUUAUACACGGUCUGUAAUUGACCCCAUCCCUGCACCAGCCAAUGACACUUCCGUUGACAGUGUGACGAAAUCAGGUGAUAAGCAGAAAAAGAAGACCAAAAUGUCAGAUGAAGAGAUCAUGGAAAAACUGCGUACUAUUGUGAGCAUAGGAGAUCCCAAGAAAAAAUACACCAGAUAUGAAAAAAUUGGGCAGGGGGCUUCGGGUACAGUUUUCACAGCUAUUGAUGUGGCAACGGGGCAGGAGGUUGCUAUUAAGCAGAUAAACCUGCAGAAACAGCCCAAGAAGGAGUUGAUUAUUAAUGAGAUCUUGGUAAUGAAGGAGCUAAAGAACCCCAACAUAGUUAACUUCCUGGACAGUUACCUUGUAGGAGAUGAAUUGUUUGUGGUGAUGGAGUAUCUAGCUGGAGGCUCACUAACAGAUGUGGUCACAGAAACAUGUAUGGAUGAAGCACAGAUUGCUGCUGUUUGCAGAGAGUGCUUGCAAGCGCUUGAGUUCCUACAUGCCAACCAGGUCAUCCACAGAGACAUUAAGAGUGACAAUGUGCUGUUAGGAAUGGAUGGAUCAGUUAAACUAACCGACUUUGGUUUCUGUGCUCAGAUCACCCCAGAGCAGAGCAAGCGUAGCACUAUGGUUGGAACUCCUUACUGGAUGGCUCCUGAAGUGGUCACCCGGAAAGCCUAUGGCCCUAAAGUGGAUAUCUGGUCUCUGGGCAUCAUGGCUAUUGAGAUGGUGGAAGGAGAACCCCCGUACCUCAAUGAAAACCCCCUGCGGGCUUUAUAUUUGAUAGCAACUAAUGGCACACCAGAACUGCAGAACCCUGAGAAACUGUCCCCAAUAUUCCGGGAUUUCUUGAACCGAUGUUUGGAGAUGGAUGUAGAGAAAAGAGGAUCAGCCAAAGAAUUGCUACAGCAUCCCUUCUUGAAACUGGCCAAACCUCUGUCUAGCUUGACGCCACUGAUCUUGGCAGCCAAAGAAGCAAUGAAGAGUAACCGCUAACAUUACUGCCACAGCCU
This is a messenger RNA of Leptosomus discolor (cuckoo roller), 1595 nucleotides long. NCBI's taxonomy places the organism in Eukaryota, Metazoa, Chordata, Aves, Leptosomiformes, Leptosomidae. The record is from RefSeq and is a predicted model, not a curated record.